Mangifera indica (mango) is the source of this 1539-nucleotide messenger RNA. RefSeq names its product GDSL esterase/lipase At4g10955-like. The transcript has 2 exons. The coding region runs from base 159 to 1340 and encodes 393 amino acids. NCBI's taxonomy places the organism in Eukaryota, Viridiplantae, Streptophyta, Magnoliopsida, Sapindales, Anacardiaceae. The record is from RefSeq and is a predicted model, not a curated record.
UUAAGCAAUGGGCCAUUGAGUAGGAAUCUGAUGCCCUGUAAAAAAGCCUUCAAACAACAAAAAACCCUCAGAACAGAACCUCUUGAUGUGACAAAAUAAGAAGAAAAAAGGAGAAGAAGAGGAAGAAUAGAGAUUAGAGAAGGUUGGGUUGUGUGGUGAUGGCAAAAGUUGUAGCAGAGGAGACAACCAUAAUGGGGCAGAAGGGCACAGCAAGGGAGGUCAAAGAUAAAGAAGAAGCUCACCCAUAUGCAUUCCACGUUUCUGGACCUCGUAAUGUGGCUUCUCCGAAUUGGAGAGAUCUUAUUAACUCUAGUUGGAAGGAUCCAAAUCACAAAAGAACUGUAAUUGCCUGCUUCAUACAAGCAGUUUACUUGCUUGAACUUGAUAGGCAAGAGAACAGAACAGAAGCAAGUGCUCUGGCUCCAAAAUGGUGGAUACCUUUUAGGUACAAGUUGGUCCAAACAUUAGUUGAUGAAAGAGAUGGAUCUAUAUAUGGUGCAAUACUAGAAUGGGAUCGAGCUGCAGCAAUGGCAGAUUUGGUACUUAUUAGACCCAGUGGAGCACCAAAAGCUGUUUUAGCACUCCGAGGAACAUUGCUCAAAAGCUCAACCAUAAGAAGGGAUGUCGAAGAUGACCUCCGUUUUUUUGCUUGGGAAAGCUUGAAGGGUUCUGUCAGAUUUAGGGGUGCUCUGGAAUCCUUAAGGUCCCUUGCUGCUAGAUAUGGAAGCAACAAUGUAUGCGUAGCAGGUCAUUCACUUGGGGCUGGCUUUGCCCUGCAAGUGGGAAAAGCAUUAGCCAAGGAAGGAUUAUAUGUUGACACCCAUUUGUUUAACCCACCUUCUGUUUCACUGGCAAUGAGUUUUAGAAACAUGGGAGAAAAGGCAGCAUUUGCUUGGAACAGAGUUAAAUCAAUGCUUCCUUCAAGUGCAGAAAGUCAGGCCAUCAUUGAUGAGGGAGAGAAGACGAAUCCUGUGGGAUUAAAGAAUUGGGUACAUUAUUUCUAUGGAGAUAAAACUUCUGCUGAAUUAAAUAAAUGGGUACCUCAUUUGUAUGUGAACAAUAGUGAUUAUAUCUGUUGUUCUUACACUGAUCCUGAAGGCACAGCCGAAAAUGAUGCUAACAAGGAGAAUGUGAGUUUGACAAAUGGGAAUGCUGCAGCAAAGCUGUUUGUUAUGUCAAAGGGAAAACAGAAGUUUCUUGAGGCUCACGGGAUAGAGCAAUGGUGGUCUGAUAAUUUGGACCUUCAAAUGUCUCUCCACAACAGCAAACUGAUAAGCAGGCAGCUGAGAUCCUUGUAUAGCCUCCCUCCUCAGCAAAAGACACCAGUAAAGCCAAAAUAACAGAAGGGAAUUGAUUCUGUUAUUGGAUAAAUAACUCAUUUUCAGUGACAAUUCUUCCAACUAUCAAUUUUGGUGCUUAUAAUUUGUAAUAAUUUUUUGAUGGAACUGGCUUUUUCACGUUGUUGAUUCUGUUGACAAAUCAGCAAGUUCAUUUACUAUCUUUAACUUGAUUACAAAGUCAUACUUUUAUCUUCUACAA